GAGGCGGCUCUGUCGGGUUUUCGGGGCUUGUUUUAAGUUGCCUGCGAACUGUAUUAAAACCUCAGGCAGCUAAAGCAAGUCUGGAACACCUGGACACACACCAGCACACCACCACUGACUGGUUAUACUGGAUCCCAGCAAACAUCAGCACGUCACCACCACUGUUAAUUUAUCAACAACAAUGGAGAUAAGCAGAUAUUCAAUAUUCAAUAAAGCCGGAGAAAUAUACCACAGAAUACAGCUGAUAUUCCAUUUUAUAUAUAUAUAAAAAAGUAUAUACUUACCAAUCUAAAUCUCUGAACUGUCCACAUGUGUAUAAAAGCAGCAGCUACUCUAGAACUAGAACUUGUACAUGUGUAUAAUGUGUAAGACUAUUAAGACUAUUAAGACUAUUUAAGACAAGUAACCAGAUCCCCUCUCCAGAGUGCAUCACCAGCCCAGUACAGUACAGAGUAGCUAUUAGCACAGCAACACAUGCUGGGACUGCUUCUUCAAACAUUAGUGGACGAAUGUGUCUCAGGCUCUCAGGAGCUCAGUAAACUCCAGCACUGUGGUACAGUGAUAGGAUGCAACAACAAGUCUGUUGAAAUUUCACUACUCACUACUAAAUAUUCCACAGCCAACUGUCAGUGAUAUUAUAACACAGUGGAAGAGACUGGGAACGACAGUGACUCUGUGCUCUGUCAGUAUAAUAUAACAGAGCGGGGUCAGCGAAUGCUGAGGAGCAUAGUGCACAGAGAUCAUUACUACACCUGUGGGUAGGAGUGUGUAAUAGAUUGGAAGACAGUGAGAGAUUAUCCACAGUGUUUAAAAACUCCUGCAGCACUGCUGCAGUAUCUGAUCCACCCAAUUAUCUCUACUAAUAGACUUCAACUUGGUUUCUGACACUGUAUAAUUUACUAUAACCUAUAAAUAUUGACUAAAACUCAUUGUGUAUCUAUAUAUACAAGAUUAUUUAAACACCUGCUCAUUGUUUAAUUAAAUACAUUAGGCAUUCGACAGCAUGGUGCCAUUAGGUUCAUAUUUGUUUAUCUGCUCUAGAGAGUCUUAUUCUAUUGGCAAUAGCUUUUCCUCAAUGACAAACAAGGUUGUGUCAGUCAGCAAAAACUUCUUUAAUUGAAUGAAUGCAUUAAUUAGGGGUCAUAGAACAUUAUUUGAACAUGUAUUUAAUCUUGCCAAUACUGUUCAUAUGUUAUAUCAGGAUUUCUUAAUGAAUAAACCAAUAAAAAUGCUUCAAAGAGUAUGGGAAUCAAAUAUUUUUACUUUGACCUCUAUUGACCUGCAAGUGGCUGAUGUUUUUUUCUUGUCCUCUAAAGUUUGUGGUUUUGUCAUUGGUUAAUCAUCAUCAUUAUCAGAAAGGGUGAACACAAUUAUUUGUACAUGUUUUGUGUAAGUUUUUCAGUCUUGUCUUUCACAUAAUAUAUAUAUAGCAGUUGUUCUUCACAUUGUGUAAUCAAUUUUUAGAAAGAAUGGCCCAAAACUGGGAAGUUUUCUAAAAUAGAGAAAUGCUGGGGACACACUUAAAAACCAAAAUUUCCUGUAAAGUUGGUGGUUCAAGCUCUUAUUCUUUAUAUUUAAUGAGGAAUGGACCAAUAGAAAUGCCUGUGGAAUUACUUGGAAUAUUUUUUUCAUCAUAGACUCUUAUAAUGUUUAAUUAUAAGAGCCUGUUUGUCCUGUAAAGAUGGUGGUUUAAUCCAUUAUAUUAUGUUUUUGUCUAUAAUAAUAUUUUCCCAUUGACUUCAAUUGAAAGUGAAGCAGUUUUUGUUAUUAUUUUUCUUUUUUGCAAACUUGAUGGAUGAAACCCUCUUGCCAUGUCUUUUGUCAAUGGCUAAUUAAUAUGAUCAUGGGGUAAAAAGCCUUUUAAAUUUAUAGCCCCCGCCCUGGAGCUCUGGUGGUGAAGUUGGUGGUCCAACCCCUUUGUCUUGUUUCAAUAUUUAUAUAUAUAUGAAUUUUAUUAAGGAUGGACAUUCAAUGACGUAAAUUGAAAGUGAAGCAGAUUUUUUUCGGUAGUUAAAGCCUCCCAUGAUAUAUAUAUUUUUUCAAUUUAAAAAAUAUAAUUUUAUGAAAAUUAGAACAAUAGAAAAUGUAUUGGAACCAAAUCUUUUUCUACUGACUUCCAUUUCAAGAGAAGCAAUAUUUUUGCUUUUCUUGUAUUUUAUUAAGAAUGGACAAGUGGAAACAAAUAUGAAUAGGAAACAAAUAUUUUUGAAAGUGAAGUAAUUCUUUUGGGUAUUUUAUUUUUCCUGUAAAUUUGGUGAUUAAAGCCCUCUUGCUAUGUCUUUUGUCAAUGGUUAAUCAAUAUGAUCAUGAUGUAAAAAGCCUUUUAAAUUUAUAGCCCCCCGUCCUGGAGCUCCGGGACACAGUGUUCCCGGUGUUUGGCCGCGCGCGCCGGAGCGUGCCUAAAAGGUAAACAGCGGGCAGCAGGCCGGCUCUGUUUGCAGAGAGGCGAAGCGGCGGAAAAGAGAGAGGAUCUGAACUGGUUUCCAUGUCAAACACUUCAAUUCUCCAUAGAAACUCCGAUCUUAACGCUGAAACUUUAUUAAAGGCAGAUAGCGGUAAGCGAUAAGCGCGCGGUUUCUAUCGGUGUGUUUUUUAUUGCGCGCGGGGAGGGCUGACAGAGGUAAAUUGCUCUUUUAAUUAAAGCAAUGCUCCAGAGGAAAUUGCUGUCUGAAUAUUGUCUCAGAGAUGGGCGCUGCUGACAGUUGCCUGGAAACUUCAAUCUGUUUCACAUUUAUUCCAGAUCCCAGUUUUGAGAUAAAGUUUAAUAAAAAAUCUCCCCCUCAAUGAAAGCCUAAGCCCGCGUGCGCCUGCAGCACAAUGCCCCAGCGCUGCGGAGGAGGAAGCCUAGUGUUUAACAUGUAUCUCUCAGAUCCUACAGAAAACUUACUGAAGGACACUAAAACAUCGUCGUGGAGCCCCAUCAACACAGGAGUGCAGAAAGGCAGUGGUCAGAUCCAGCUGUGGCAGUUCCUGCUGGAGCUCCUGUCCGACAGUUCCAACACCUCCUGCAUCGCGUGGGAGGGAACUAACGGCGAGUUCAAGCUGCUGGACCCAGAUGAGGUCGCGCGGCGCUGGGGGGAGAGGAAGAGCAAGCCCAGCAUGAACUACGACAAGCUGAGCCGCGCGCUCCGCUACUACUACGACAAGAACAUCAUGAGCAAGGUACACGGAAAGCGCUACGCCUACAAGUUCGACUUCCACGGCCUCGCGCAGGUGUGCCAGCCCACCUCCACCGAGCAGGCCCUGUACAAACUGCAGACCAACUUCACCCCCAUCCCGUUCUCCGGCAUCCCCAACAUCUCCAAACUCAACCUGGGGCCCCCUGGCUUCUCCUAUUGGCCCGCCUCCCCCCAGGCCCUGUACCACAGCCACGCGCUGCAGCCCGGCGGCGCCUUCAGCACCGUAUCCCCCGCGCACCUGAGCUGCGUCAACAACCUCAACAACAUCAACAACCACUACAACUGAGAGAGAGAGAGAGAGCACCUGCACGCACGCGCAGCGGCUAAACCCCGCCCACAGCUCACAGAACACACACAAUACUAAAUUACCGCAUUAUAGUACUAAAUAAUACUCAAUUACAGCGUUACAGUACCUAAUUAUUACUGAAUUACUGCAUUUUAGUACUGAAUUAUUACACACAAUAUUCAAUUACUUAAUUAUUACACACAUUACACACAAUACUCAGUUCUUGCAUUACAGCACUGAAUAAAUACUGAAUUACAUUACAGUACUGAAUUAUUGCACACAGUUCUGAAUUAACACUGAAUUACUACAUUGCAGUACUGAAUUAUUACACACAGUACUAAAAUAAUACUGAAUUACUAAAUAACAGUACUGAAUUAGUACACAAUUACUGCAUUACAGUAGUGGGUUAGUGAUGAAUUUCUGCAAUAGAAUACUGAGUUAAUAUUACAUUUCUACAUUACAGCCCUGGAUUAUUACUGAAUUACUACAUUACAGUACAGAAUUAAUCCUGAAAUACUGCAUUACAAUACUGGAUUUAUACUGAAUUAAUACAUUGCAGACUGAAUUAACCCUGUAAAAACUGAAUUACUGCAUUACACUUCUUAGUUAAUACUGAAUAACUACAAUACAGUACUCAAUUAAUGCUGUCACAGUGAAUCAGUGCUGUAAAUUGUUAAUUCAACACCAUGACAUUUAUUCGUACUUUUACGUUUUGAUUUAGUAAUAAAACAUAUUUAUUCAGUACUUUAAUGUGUUUAUGGUGCUGUGGGAGGUUUUGCUGUAGUGUUUUGCUCUGAUUCUGGACGUGCAGCUGAGAUUCGGCUGGUAAAGGACAUGCUGAGGUCUUCAGGUCUGCUGAAGGUUGUGUGAAGGUCGUUUGAAGGUUGUUUGAAGGUCGUGUGAAGGUGAAGGUGAUGGACUCUGACAUAGCUGAAGAGUUUCAUUCAGAAAUCCUUUAAUCCUGAUUAAACUCCACAGGCUGGUGAGGAUUAAUGAGAUAAUGUGGCUCCGCCCCAUGAACUGAAAAUCAAACAAAAAUAAGCAGCAUUUUAUCAUUAAUUUAAUUGAAGUUUUGUCACAUUUAGCCACUUUAUUAUAUUUAUUAUAUUAUAUUUAUUUAGUAGUCUGAGCUACUUUAAUAUGAACAUGGAGGAUAAUUGAGUUUAUAUGUUUUUUUUCUCAUCCAGACCCCAGUGUUGUAUAUAUUUUUGAUAUUUUGAGUAUUUCUGUACUGUAAAUCAAGGAGUUUUUGUUUUAUUCUGGGGUUUAGUGAUAUAGGUAGUUGUAUAAUAUGUUUAUUGUUUUAUUAUACGGACAAAUUUCAUGAAGCUUUAAAGCAGGCAUACAGUAAGUGAUUAAAUCUGCAUUUUGAAUAUUUAAAUUUUACUUUAAAUUUUAACAGUGGCUGUUUUGUGUUUUUUAUUGGUUGAAAUUUGCUGUUGAAUAAAAUUAAGUUUAAAACAUCAGAUAUUAUUAGAUAAAAAAUAUUCAGACACAACAUUUUUAAUCUAUCUACCAGAUAUUUCACCUCUGGCCUAAAUUCAUAUUUCUGAGUUUAUGAACCUUUUACCUUUUUUUUUUUUUUUUUUUUUUUUUACAUUUUUAACAAUUUUGAACCUGAAUUUUGUUCAUCUUAAAAUUUUAGAUCUGAGUUUUGUAGAUGUAAAUGUAGUUUUAUUUUUUUUAAUCCAAACUAAAUUGGAUCUGAUUUUUUUAUUUAAAAAAAAAAUGAUAUUCCAAAGUUUCUAAUAGUUGAAAAUUCUAACGUUAUUUUUUUAUCUGAAAAUGAUGAACCUGUUUUUUGUUUAUUCAAAAAUUUAAGAUCUGAUUUUUUAAAUUACAUAAACAAAUAUUACAGCAAACAUCACAUGCUCAAAACACAAAAAAACUGCAUUUGUGAAAAGUCAAAUUUUUGAAUUAAACCAUUUAAUAUUUUAAGUUUAUUAAAAGUCAGGUCAUAAAAUUCACAUAUAAAAAUGUAAACUGAAGUGCUUAAAUAAGCUUUGAAGCUCCAUAGAAUUUGCUGGUGUUUCUAUAAACUGACGCUUCUGACUGUUUCUGAAUGAGCCCUGAAUGUGUGAAAUCCAGCUCAGAUCUGAAUAUAAGAAACCAGAAUAUUCAGCCUGUAUUUAAGGCUGAUGAAUUCUGCUCUGGGUAAAUGAAUGAUGUGAAAUAAAAUAAUAAACCAUGUAAAACACA
Messenger RNA from Astyanax mexicanus (Mexican tetra), 5664 nucleotides. RefSeq names its product FEV transcription factor, ETS family member (gene fev). Gene Ontology annotation, cellular component: nucleus. Gene Ontology annotation, biological process: cell differentiation; regulation of transcription by RNA polymerase II. NCBI's taxonomy places the organism in Eukaryota, Metazoa, Chordata, Actinopteri, Characiformes, Acestrorhamphidae. Gene Ontology annotation, molecular function: sequence-specific DNA binding; DNA-binding transcription factor activity, RNA polymerase II-specific. The transcript is spliced from 3 exons. The record is from RefSeq and is a predicted model, not a curated record. The coding region runs from base 2818 to 3465 and encodes 215 amino acids.